Phyllopteryx taeniolatus (common seadragon) is the source of this 3216-nucleotide messenger RNA. RefSeq names its product inactive phospholipid phosphatase 7. The coding region runs from base 197 to 1084 and encodes 295 amino acids. Lineage: Eukaryota; Metazoa; Chordata; Actinopteri; Syngnathiformes; Syngnathidae. The transcript has 2 exons. Gene Ontology annotation, cellular component: nuclear envelope. The record is from RefSeq and is a predicted model, not a curated record. Gene Ontology annotation, molecular function: sphingosine-1-phosphate phosphatase activity.
AAACAAGCGUUGUGCUUGCACGUAGUGCUGCUCAUCGUGUCGAAGUGUCAAGUGUCGCCGUCAGGUCGGAUUACCUCCACGAUGGACAAGCCCGGCCACUGCACAUUCCGCCCGCUCUAAAUAUAUCUAUUAAGGGCACAGGAGGAAGGGAGGAAAGUGGGGGGAGGGGGUUAUUUUGAGCCAGUUUCACCGUUGCAUGUCGGUCGGAGAAGAGGUCCCAAACAUGCCCGGAGCCAGCGCGAGACCCAAGGCUCGGGAGCGGAACAGUGUACUGAACAGACCCGAGUUCAUGUCGCUCAAUCAGCCGCUAAGAGGUGGGGGACCCCCGGAGAGCCGAGGCGGCGGCGGAGCAGCCGGAUUGAGGCGCUCCAGCUCCAUCCGCAGCCAGGCGAGCCCGCAGGCGAGCGAGGAAGCCGGCGAGCCGGGCCAGCAGCGGCCGCCCGAGGAGGACUGCAUGCAGCUCAACCCGUCGUUCAAGGGCAUCGCCAAGAGCUCGCUGCUCGCCAUCGACAUCUGCCUGUCCAAGCGCAUGAGCGUGUGCGCGUACGCGUGGUCGUCGUGGGGGGGCUGCCGCUCCAUGUUCAACCUGCUGGCGCUCACCGGCCACGGCCUCACCUGGAUCAUCGGCACCGUCGUGUGCCUCACGCGCAGCAACACUCUGGCCGGGCAGGAGGUGCUCGUCAACCUGCUGCUGGCGCUGAUCGUGGACGUGCUUACGGUGGCGGGCGUGCAGCGCCUGGUGAAGCGCAAAGGUCCGUGGGAGAUGUCGCCGGGCUUCCUGGACCGUGUGGCCAUGGACGCGUACGCCUUCCCGGCGGCGCACGCCAGCCGCGCCGCCAUGGUGUCCAAGUUCCUGCUGUCUCACCUGGUUCUGGCCGUGCCGCUGCGCAUCCUGCUGGUGUUGUGGGCCGUCCUGGUCGGGGUGUCGCGCGUGCUGCUGGGCAGGCACCAUCUGACGGACGUGCUGUGCGGCUUCGCCCUGGGCCUCUUCCACUUUGGCCUGAUGGAGACGGUGUGGCUGUCGUCCAACACGUGCCAGACUCUCAUCUCCAUCGGGACUCUCAGCUGGAGCCCCUUCUCCUGACUGGGCUUCUACGCUAAGACUUCACCAGUCUGAGUUGUCACAUUCUCAAUGCAGGUUUGCAUGAAAGGCCUUAAACAUACACGUACUGUUGCUUUCAUUUCAUACAUGAUACUUUUUUUUUUUUACCCUCUAAAGCAGUGUUCCCCAAAUUUAGUUUUUUUAGAUUAGAAACAUCUCACGGCACACCAUCAAACUAAAAUGUCACAAAAAGUAUAAAGUGUUCUCCUGCUUUUUGCAGGAGAUAGGAGCGAGCCCUGCUACAAAUAGCAAAAAUCCACAAGUAAUUUACGCCCCCCCCCCCAAAUAAGCUUUAGAAUCGGCUGGAGAUGCCACAAGAUGGGGGCAAAGCACAACUUUUGUCUAAAUGAAAUUCCUCGACUCACUACAACAUAGUUCCUUGGCCCCAAGAUGCCACAAAAUGGCAGCAAAAAAUACUUUUGUCUAAAUAAUGAAGCUACUCAACUCACUUCAACCUAGUUCCUUGGCACAGGAUGCCACAAGAUUGCAGCAAAAACUACUUUUGUGGGGGAAAAAUGAAGCUCCUCAACACACUUCCACAUAGUUCCUCGGCACCAAGAUGGCAGCAAAACACUACUUUUGUCUAAAUAAUGAAGCUCCUCAACUCACUUCAACAUAGUUUAUUGGCACCACGAGGUCACAAGAUGGCAACAAAAAACUAUUUUCGCUUAAAAGAAAUUAAGCUACUCAACUUACUUCAACAUAGGUCCUUGGCACCAAGAUGGCAGAAUUUUUUUUUACUUUUGUCGGAAAAAUAAAGCUGCUCAUUCGCUUCAACAUACUGUAGUUCCUUGGCUCCAAAAUGUCACAAGAUGGCGCCAAAGCAAUGCUUUCAUUGCUGAGCUGAGUUAUUCAGCGAAUAAUGGAGGUUAGGUUCCAAGAUCUGCGAAUAGGUGAAUUUGCAAUAAAGGGUGUGUGUAAAAAAAAAAAUAUUUUUUGCAAGCAUUGCAAGCAUAAAAUGUAUAGAAAAUACUGUACGUCUUGGUGUGUCUGUGUGUUAGAUAUGUGCCUUUAAGAAGUGUGACGCCGGGGAGUCUGCGUGAGUGUCGGGGCGUGAGUAGUGGCCGACAGCCGCUCCUGCGUGAGUGUGCUCGUGUCUGUAUGCGUUUAUUGUUCUCCUGGCGUGGCAACGACGUCUUUCCGAUAUGCGAGGGCAUGGCAGUAAGUAUACUGUAAAAACCCAUUAAAAUGGAUGAAGUGAAAUUGGAUAAUUUCCCACAGGUCUCUCAUGGCCGGUGGUUGGGAAUCACUGCUCGAAAGUAUACUUAUUUUUAAUUAUUAUUAUCAUGAUAUUUUUUAAAUAGAAAUCUACCACUUUAUUUGUAUGACAAGUUCAACUUUACAAAGGAGUGUAACCGAAAGGAGUGAGCUAUAAUGAAAAGAACAACAAAAAUACCAAAAUGCUUUACUUACAUACAUACUUAUAUAAUAUGUCUUUAUUCUCAUAAUAUUAAGACUUAUUUUGCUCAUGAUUUAAAUUUAUUCUCGUAAUAUUAUGACUUUCUUUAUACAGUACAAUUGCUCAAGGAAAAUCCUCUUUUUUUCUUUCCUAAUAUUAAUGUUUGUGAUAAAAGUGAUAACUUUUUGUUCUAAGAAAAAGUGCUUUAACCCUCUGAUGCGUGAAUUAUGAAAGCCUUGGUCAAGAUCUUUUUCUGAAGUGUUUUUAAUUCUGCUCAGGACAUGAAAAAUAUGUUCAACUUUUUUUUUUUUUUUCAAAAAAUAUGAUUGUUUUGUCCAAUACAGUGUACUUCAGGACCAAAGGACCGCUAUGCACCAGAGGAUUAAAAUCUCUUUUGCCAUUCAUUUAGCGUUUUCUUUAUUUUCAUUCAUGUUCCUCCAAUAAAGUCCUUAUUUGGCCAUUGUGGUCAUUUACUAAAGGGCUGAGCUGUUCAUUUUAAAACCAAGUUCCACAAUUGGUGUGCCAGAGUGCAUGUUAGCAUAAAAUAUAUAUUUUAAAACAAUAUUUCUGUCUUCGAUAUCCACCUGCUGUUUUUACGACUUGCUGGAGCAAACUACCUGAAAUGGUGAUGCUUAUACGUGGGCAAGGUUUAUUCUGUACAGGUAUGAUGUGUUUUUACAGUUUUUUGUUUUUUUUUGCCAUCCCUGCCUGACUA